Messenger RNA from Ornithorhynchus anatinus (platypus), 2632 nucleotides. RefSeq names its product polypeptide N-acetylgalactosaminyltransferase 9 (gene GALNT9). The record is from RefSeq and is a predicted model, not a curated record. The coding region runs from base 239 to 2056 and encodes 605 amino acids. The transcript has 11 exons. NCBI's taxonomy places the organism in Eukaryota, Metazoa, Chordata, Mammalia, Monotremata, Ornithorhynchidae. Gene Ontology annotation, cellular component: Golgi apparatus.
GCGCGCCCCCCUCCUCUGCGCCCGGGUCCUGCGCGGAUGGGGGCUGCGCCUCCCCGGAGGAUGCUUCGGAGCGGGUCGCGCGGCGCGGAGCGCAGCGGGUCGCGCAGCGGGUCGCGCCGCGGGUCGCGCCGCCCCUCCGGGUGCUGAAAGGGACAGCUCCGAGGCGGGAACCGGCGGAGCGGCCGUCCGGGCCCCAAGCCCAUGGUCCCCGGCCGGGGCCGGAGCGGGGCAUGCCUUCAUGGCGGUGGCCAGGAAAAUCAAAACUUUGCUGACGGUCAACAUCCUGGUGUUCGUGGGCAUCAUCCUCUUCUCCGUGUACUGCCGGCUGCAGGACCGGUCGCAGGAGCUGGUCCAGAUCGUGCGCCACGCCGACCGGCGGGCACGCAGCCGGCACGCCAAGGCGGCCGGCGCCCUGCUGGACCGCGAGGCCAUCCUGCAGCGCCUGGACCACCUGGAGGAGGUGGUCUACAACCAGCUCAAUGGCCUUGCCAAGCCCAUGGGUCUAGUCGAGGGCCCUGGAGGCCUGGGGCAAGGAGGAAUGGCCGCCACCCUGAGAGAUGACAGCCACGAGUCUGAAACAAAAUAUGAAGAAUAUGGUUACAACGCACAGCUCAGCGACCGAAUCUCACUGGAUAGGUCCAUCCCAGACUACAGACCAAAAAGGUGCAAACAGAUGAGCUACGCGGAAGACCUGCCGCAGAUCUCCGUAGUCUUCAUUUUCGUCAACGAAGCCCUGUCUGUCAUCCUGCGCUCGGUGCACAGCGUUGUCAAUCACACCCCAUCGCAUCUGCUGAAGGAGAUCGUUCUGGUGGAUGACAACAGUGAUAACGUUGAGCUGAAAUUUAAUCUGGACCAGUACGUCAAUAAACGGUACCCGGGCCUGGUGAAGAUUGUUCGCAACAACAAGCGAGAGGGGCUGAUCCGAGCGCGGAUCCAGGGCUGGAAAGCUGCAACGUCUCCCGUUGUGGGUUUCUUCGAUGCGCAUGUCGAAUUCAACACAGGCUGGGUAGAGCCGGCCCUUACCCGGAUUAAAGAGGAUCGAAGGAGAAUCAUCUUACCGGCCAUUGACAAUAUCAAAUACAACACUUUCGAGGUACAGCAGUAUGCCAACGCGGCUCACGGCUACAACUGGGGACUCUGGUGUAUGUAUAUCAUUCCGCCCCAGGACUGGCUGGACAAAGGGGAUGAAUCGGCCCCAAUCAGGACCCCAGCCAUGAUCGGCUGCUCUUUUGUGGUGGACCGCGAGUACUUCGGGGACAUUGGCUUGCUUGACCCUGGCAUGGAAGUAUACGGCGGAGAAAACAUUGAACUGGGUAUGAGGGUCUGGCAGUGCGGCGGUAGCAUGGAGGUACUGCCCUGCUCCCGCGUCGCGCACAUCGAACGCACCAAGAAACCCUACAACAACGACAUCGACUACUAUGCAAAGCGCAAUGCCCUGAGAGCUGCGGAGGUCUGGAUGGACGACUUCAAAUCACACGUCUACAUGGCGUGGAACAUCCCCAUGACGAACCCAGGAGUCGACUUUGGGGACGUCUCAGAAAGACGCGCUCUCCGCCAGCGACUGCAGUGCCGCAGCUUCAAAUGGUACCUGGAGAACGUCUACCCCGAGAUGAGGAUCUACAACAACACGCUGACGUAUGGGGAGGUGAGAAACAGCAAAGCCAGCGGCUACUGCUUAGACCAAGGAGCUGAAGAUGAUGACAAAGCGAUCCUCUAUCCGUGCCACGGGAUGUCCUCUCAGCUUGUGCGCUACAGUGCUGAGGGUCUGCUUCAGCUGGGCCCUCUGGGUUCCACUGCUUUCCUGCCUGACUCUAAGUGUCUCAUUGAUGACGGGAAAGGCAGGACGCCCACUCUGAAGAAAUGCGAAGACGUCUCCCGGCCUGCCCAGAGACUCUGGGACUUCACCCAGAGUGGCCCCAUCAUCAGCCGAGACACGGGACGGUGCCUGGAGGUGGAAAUGUCCAAGGAUGCCAACUUUGGCCUCAGACUGGUGGUUCAGAGAUGCUCGGGGCAGAAGUGGAUGAUUAGAAACUGGAUCAAACACGGACGCCACUGACUCCAGGGCAGGAAGACUGGCACUAGCUGUCUCUCCCUCCCUCCCCACCGGGUCAUCGUCCAGCCUGGUGCUGGACUCCCCCCAUCUCCCCCGCUGAGAACUUCGUGGGAAACUGGCCUCGGGCAGCAGAGACCUGUAAGGGGUGCCUACAUGCGGCAGGGAGUCCUGGGUUCAAGCAUCAAGGCCCCGGACACCCUUCUACUUGGCCUUGGGAAUCCAGGCAAGCCUGGUGGGUGUUACAAAGUUGAUUCAUCAUAAUGGGAUGAACAGACAGUUGGGUGGAAACUUAUCCUCCCUCCUGGAGCAAUCAGAACUGGAUUCCACUUGUGUGGAACUAAUGGAAAUCAUUCUACUGCCUCCCCGAAGGAAAAUUCCUCCCCGGAUGGAGGGCCUUUUAGUGUUAAGUUAUUGACUGGUGCACAACUCCCAUGAUGAAUAAUCAUGUGCCUUUUUACUGUACUUCCUAUUCAAGCAGGCGGGCAGCCCCACCCUUUCAGCAUGUACUGAUUUAUUGUACUAAAGAACUGAUCGUGUAGAUAAACACAUGGCAAAAUACACUAUAUUGUACAUUUCAAA